AUGUCGAGCUCCAUGUCGUCAGCCAGCUCUUCGAGCUCGCGUUCGUCUUUUGACGGCCCCUCAACUCCGCCAGACACGGUGCACUCGCUACCUAACUCUCUCAAGGCAGCAAGGCAGGAAGCUGGCAUUGAUACUGAAGAGCCACUCUGGAAAAAGAGGCACACUUUCUUCCCGCUCGAGCGCCAGGAACGUUACUCUGCUCCUACUGACAACGGCUUUGUGGCCCCAGAGCUCACCGAACUUGUGGCGCCCAACAUCGAGUCCUUCAAUGCGCUGUGGGCGGAAGAUCCUUCGCUAGACCCACCCGCUUCGGUUGCCGUCUCCGGAUUCGUAAACGAGGGCACAGGUCUGCUCGAGAAGAGUUUGCGUCGUUUAGCGCCACGCAUCGUCUUUGACGGCCAGGGUGACGCUAACAAUGGGCUCGGCAAUCGCAUCACGCUCCGCAUGGACAGUGUCAACCUUUCAAAGCCUCUCAUCAACGAACGUGCAAAAGGUGUGCGCGAACGCAGGGUUUUCCCCACCGAGGCGAGGGAGAGGCUAUUCACCUACACGGGCAAGCUGACAGCGCGUCUCUGCUGGAGUGUCAAUGGCGAUCCCGAGCAGAGCGACAUUGUCACACUGGGCAACUGCCCUGUCCUCGUUCGAUCGAAUCGAUGCAAUCUGCGUGGCAUGUCGUCGAGGGAGCUCGUGGCGCACCACGAGGAGGCCAAUGAGUUUGGUGGCUACUUUCUCGUCAACGGAAACGAACGUCUCAUCCGAUACCUCAUCGUCGCCAAAGCCAACAGUCCACAAGCGAUCGAGCGACCCAGUUUCGAAAAGCGUGGCCCAAGCUAUUCGAACAAGGCCAUCGUCAUCCGAUGUCUUCACAAGGACGACCUGAUCAGCGUCACCAACGCUGUGCACUACCUCCACAACGGCGGUCUCACCAUGCGAUUCAGUUGGCGAAAGCAAGAAUACAUGGUACCCGUCGUCAUGGUGCUCAAAGCACUGGUCGACGCUACCGACAAGGAGAUUUUUGCUUCCAUUGUCCAGGGCGACUUUGAAAACACGUUCCUCACCGACCGCGUUGAGCUGCUUCUCCGCAACUUCAAGCAGUACAGUCUGUGGUCGGGUCACCAGUGUCUCGAGUAUCUCGGCUCCAAGUUCCGCGUCGUUCUCGGCUGUCCCGAGGACUACACGGAUGCUCAGGUCGGAACCGAACUUAUCUCGCGCAUCUUGCUCGUUCACCUUGACAGCCCACGUGACAAGUACAAGAUGCUCAUCUUUAUGAUCCAGAAGCUCUACUCGCUCGUCGCCGGCGAGUCAUGUGCCGACAAUGCCGAUUCUCCGCAGCAUCAUGAGAUCCUCAUGCCUGGCUUUCUCGUCGGACAGAUCAUCAAGGAACGCAUUGACGAGGCUGUGGGCAACAUUCGCGCUCAGAUCGCCAGGGACGUGCGCAUGAAGGUCAAGGGCCUCGAUUUCUUUGAUUCUAAGUAUAUUAAAAAAACGGUUUCCAAGGUCAAUAUCGACAUUGGUGUCAAGAUUGCCUCUUUCCUCGCUACCGGUAACUUGUCUUCGCCCUCGGGUCUCGAUCUGCAGCAGACCUCUGGUUUCACCAUUAUGGCGGAGAAGCUCAACUUUGCCCGUUACCUUGCCCAUUUCCGUUCGGUGCAUCGAGGUGCCUUCUUCGCCGAACUCAAGACAACGUCGGUGCGAAAGCUGCUGCCAGAGGCGUGGGGUUUCUUGUGUCCUGUGCACACGCCAGACGGCUCGCCAUGUGGUCUGCUCAAUCAUUUCUCGCACACGUGUAGGAUGACGACUCGGCAGCCGGAUGUGUCGCACAUCCAUGCGCUGCUCUCCGGUCUGGGUAUGACGGAAGCUGCCUUUGCGAUUGGUGCCGUUGGCGCUGCUAGCCAGAGGGAUACCGAUGCACGCGACAACAUGGUCGUAGUUCAGCUCGACGGCGCCAUUCUUGGUUACACCACCCCUGCGCUCGCCAAACACAUGGCGACGGCGCUGCGAAUCUGGAAGACUGAAGGGCUGCACCAUGUGCCCCUGGACCUGGAGAUCGGUUUCGUGCCCACAUCGCGCGCCGGACAGUAUCCUGGUCUGUACCUCUUCUCGAAUCGCGCGCGUAUGAUGCGUCCUGUGCGGCUGCUGCACAACAACAAGAUCGACAUGGUGGGACCCUUUGAGCAGGUCUACCUUGACAUUGCAUGUGACCCACAAGAGGUGGUACCUGGCGUUUCGACCCACGUCGAGCUGGCUCCCACUUCGAUCCUAUCGGUGCUUGCCAACCUGACGCCGUUUUCGGACUACAACCAAUCGCCGAGAAACUGUUACCAGGCGCAGAUGAUGAAGCAGACCAUGGGUACCGCCUCUACAGCAGUUAGCAGAAGGACAGAUAACAAGCUGUACCGCAUUCAAACUCCGCAGACACCCGUCGUGCGACCAGAGUUGUACAACAAGUACGGCUUUGACGACUAUCCAAACGGAACCAACGCCAUUGUUGCUGUUAUCUCGUACACCGGUUACGAUAUGGAAGACGCCAUGAUCCUCAACAAGAGUGCACAUGAGCGUGGCUUUGGUUAUGGUACCGUCUACAAGUCUGAGACGAUCGACCUGCGCGACUUGAAGGGCAAAUCGAGUUCAAGCGUGCCGACGCUUCACUUUGGGUUUGCGCCCAACUCGAGGCCGACUGAAGCACAGCGUGCCAUUCUGGACCAGGACGGUCUGCCUUACAUUGGCCAGAAGGUGAUGGCGGGCGAGCCGAUCUGCGCCUACUGGGACGAGGUGAGCGGCAAGACCAUGUUUAAGAAGUUCAAGGGUGACGAGUACGCGUACGUCGACACUGUUCGUCUGCUCGGCUCGGACGCAGGUUCCGGAGGAGGCGACAGCGAGUGUCAAAAGGUGCAGAUUAUGCUGCGUAUCACGCGUUCUCCCGUGAUCGGUGACAAGUUUUCGUCACGUCAUGGACAGAAAGGUGUCUGCUCUCAGAAGUGGCCUGCGGUGGACAUGCCGUUCUCGGAAAGCGGUAUGCAGCCGGAUGUGAUCAUCAACCCGCACGCUUUCCCAUCGCGUAUGACGAUCGGCAUGCUGAUCGAGUCGAUCGCUGGCAAAGCUGGUGCGAUGCACGGAAUCGCGCAGGAUUCGACGCCUUUCACGUUUAGCGAAGAUUUCACGCCUACCGAGUUCUUCGGUGAGCAGCUCAAAGCUGCUGGGUACAACCACGUAGGAAACGAACCGAUGUACUCUGGCAUUACGGGACAAGAGUUGCGCGCGGAUAUCUACCUCGGAGUUGUCUACUACCAGCGUCUGCGUCACAUGGUCAACGACAAGUUCCAAGUGCGAACCACGGGACCGGUGCACGCAUUGACGCGACAACCGAUCAAGGGUCGAAAGCGAGCUGGUGGUAUCCGAUUCGGAGAGAUGGAGCGUGAUGCGUUGUUGGCGCACGGAACGUCGUACAUGCUACAGGAUCGGUUGAUGAACUGUUCCGACUAUUCGACUUCGUACGUCUGUCGAACGUGCGGAUCUUUGCUGUCUGUCGGAUUCGACACGUCUGCUUCUAGCCGUCACGGCGGAGGAGCGAUAUCGACGAUUGAUGUGACGACGCAAGGGACAACGCCCAUCUUGGGACCGAACGGCGAGUUCUGCCGCGUCUGCAGAGCCGAAGACGAGGUCCGUCAUCAACAGGGUCUCGAGCCCCUGCGCGGUAAGCGACAACCGAUCGGCGGUGUCGAAGCGACCAUCGCCAUCCCGCAGAGCAACGUGAUCAACAGCUUGAGCGGCGGUGAUCUGGACGUCGUCGCUGUCCCGUACGUACUCAAAUAUCUGGUCGCCGAACUGGCAGCUAUGGGUAUCAAGAUGAGUUUUGGUGUUUCUCCUUGA
This is a messenger RNA of Mycosarcoma maydis (corn smut), 3870 nucleotides long. RefSeq names its product putative DNA-directed RNA polymerase I core subunit RPA135. NCBI's taxonomy places the organism in Eukaryota, Fungi, Basidiomycota, Ustilaginomycetes, Ustilaginales. Gene Ontology annotation, biological process: DNA-templated transcription. Gene Ontology annotation, molecular function: DNA-directed RNA polymerase activity; ribonucleoside binding; DNA binding. Bases 1 to 3870 code for a protein of 1289 amino acids. Gene Ontology annotation, cellular component: RNA polymerase I complex; nucleus. The transcript has a single exon. The record is from RefSeq and is a predicted model, not a curated record.